UCACAUUCUCCACUCGAAACUUAUCUUCGUGAUUCUCUUACAAGCGCUUGCUCGCUCUGCUUCAUCUUCAUCCAUCCAUGGCGUCUCUUCCUUUCGGACUUCUUCAAGCCGCAUCUCAAUCUCCAACUCUUUCUCCUCGUUUCUUCUCUUUCUCCAAAUCUGAAACCCUAGGAACUUCUCUGCGUGCUUCUUCUACUGCUUCUCUUGCAACCUCUACAACUUCAUCUCCUUCUUCAAUUCCUGCUGUGUAUUGUGGCAGAGGCGAUAAGAAAACGGAGAAAGGAAAGCGGUUCAAUCGUUCAUACGGAAAUGCAAGGCCUCGGAACAAGACGAAGGGGAGAGGGACUCCGAGAGUACCAACUCCUCCUUCUCCGCCUAGGAAGGAUAAAUUUGAGGACGAUGAGAAAAUCAAGAUCGAGAUUGACGAGUCUCUUUUCGCUAACUAGUCAUGAAUCAACCUAAUUCUGUUAAUUUGAAUGUGUUUUCUGAAUCCAGAAGGUACUUCCACUUCUUAUAAUAGCAUUAUUUUUGUAUGAAUUCUUCAGUCGCUCAUUGGCUUCUUGAAUUUGUUGUUCAUUUUCAGUCUUCUCGAA
This is a messenger RNA of Benincasa hispida (wax gourd), 593 nucleotides long. It is a transcript of the gene PSRP4, whose product is annotated as plastid-specific ribosomal protein 4. The record is from RefSeq and is a predicted model, not a curated record. Gene Ontology annotation, biological process: plastid translation. Gene Ontology annotation, cellular component: plastid; ribosome. Lineage: Eukaryota; Viridiplantae; Streptophyta; Magnoliopsida; Cucurbitales; Cucurbitaceae.